AAAACUAAUAUUGUGGUGUAGAAUCGUUUGCAUAUAUUCAUUGAAGACGAAAUAUAUCAUACAAGUAUAUAUACAUCUUAUUUAACUUGAUUCUAAGGUUUAGGUGGAUUAGAACAUAAUAAAAAAUGAUGGAGAAUAACAAAACAGUAGAAGUGGUUAACUUCGGAAAAUCUGUUAUAGUGCCAAGCGUACAAGAGCUAGCUAAGGAGUCCAUCACCCAUGUUCCUUCUAGGUACUUGAGAGUUCAAGAGAACGACAACGACUCAACGAUCGACUGUCCGAUUGAUCAAACAUCCCCGGUAUCAGUUCCGGUGAUUGAUCUUCAAAGGCUUCUUCAUGCUGAUUCUAAGGACUCUGAAUUAGACAAACUUCAUCUUGCUUGCAAAGAGUGGGGAUUUUUCCAGGUGAUAAACCAUGGGGUUAGCAUUUCAUUGCUAGAAACAUUCAAGGAAGAGGUAACUAAUUUUUUGAAGCUUCCAAUGGAGGAAAAGAAGAUAUUAUGGCAACAACAAGACAAUCAAGAAGGAUUUGGGCAGUUGUUUGUGGUUUCGGAAGACCAAAAACUUGACUGGUGUGAUAUGUUCUACGUCACCACUCUUCCUCUUAAAUUAAGAAAGCCUCAUCUUUUUGAUAAUUUGCCUCAAAAUAUCAGGGUUACCAUGGAAGCUUAUACAGUAGCAAUGAAGGGCUUGGCUCAGACUAUCUUGAACCAUAUGGCUAAAGCACUAGGGAUCAACGAGGGCGAGAUGGUAGAGUUAUUCGGUGAAGGAUGGCAAUCCAUAAGAAUGAAUUACUAUCCACCAUGCCCCGAGCCUCACAAAGCCAUAGGGAUCACGCCUCACUCGGAUGCAGAUUCUCUCACAAUCCUUUAUCAAUUGAAUGACAUCCAAGGCCUCCAAGUUAAGAAAGAUGGGAACUGGGUGCCCGUUAUACCCCUUGAGAAUGCUUUUGUGGCAAAUCUUGGGGAUUGUAUGGAGGUUUUGAGCAAUGGAAUAUAUCGGAGUAUUGAGCACAGGGCAACAGUGAACUCCGCGAAAGAGAGGAUAUCAGUUGCCACAUUUCAUAGCUUCAACAUUGAUUAUGAUAUAGGACCAGCUAAGAGCAUUGUUGGUCCCCUUAACCCUCCACUUUUCCGAACGGAACCAUUGAAACAAUACUACAAGGGGUUCUUUGCAAGAAAGCUCAAUGGAAAAUCAUAUCUAGAUGUUAUGAGAUUACAAGGAGAUCUCAACACCAAUUAAAAUUACGGAAAGCCAAGUAGUAAGAUCUAUAUAUGAUGGGCAAGCCCCAGUUUCUCUUCUUGAGAAACAAUGGUUGUUUCUCUAAUGGCAAAUUCUGUAAAUAAUAGCAAAAGUGUCAAUAUUAUAUUAUUUUUUUGUUGCUGACUCACACAAAAAAACAAUCAGUACUUUUUUUUUCCUGUUUCUCUCGUUCUCCUUUCUUCGUUCUUCCUAAUUCAUCACUCAUCAACAAUGGCAGAUUAUGUCUAAUUAACACCACAACAAACAUCAUCCCAACACCUCAACAAACACGAACCCCAACAGUACCACUUCCGGCGGCUUCGCCGCCGAAUUCAACGAAAAACCCUAGGAAAAAGAUUGAAAUUAAUGGCAUGAUUAACCCCUAAAUGAUAGGUGUU
Chenopodium quinoa (quinoa) is the source of this 1639-nucleotide messenger RNA. Its product is annotated as protein SRG1-like. The record is from RefSeq and is a predicted model, not a curated record. The transcript has 4 exons. NCBI's taxonomy places the organism in Eukaryota, Viridiplantae, Streptophyta, Magnoliopsida, Caryophyllales, Amaranthaceae. The coding region runs from base 126 to 1241 and encodes 371 amino acids.